Molecule: messenger RNA, 600 nt
Organism: Marasmius oreades (fairy-ring Marasmius)
Lineage: Eukaryota; Fungi; Basidiomycota; Agaricomycetes; Agaricales; Marasmiaceae
Exons: 6
Coding region: 1-600 (199 amino acids)
Source: RefSeq, a predicted model, not a curated record
AUGAAGUUCGCUAUCUCUCUUUUCUCCGUCCUCUCCAUCGUUGUUACUGGUGCUCUUGGCCAGGGGGUAACCAUGAACACUCCCACCAACUUGGUCACUUGUCAGCCUGUGCAACUUACUUGGAUGGGAGGUACUGCACCUUAUUUCGUUAGCAUUCAAGAUGGUAACAACCCUUCUGGCGCUGCUCUCCAGCAGUUUCCGCCGCAAAACGGUACCGCAGUAACUUGGACAGUCAACAUCCCACCCAAUACAAGGCUUGUCCUCCUACUUCGUGACAGCAACGGUCAGACAAGUCUGACCGCCCCCAUAACCGUUCAACCUGGAUCAUCGACCGACUGCGUUGGCAAGGCUGCGUCUGUAUCCGGCGGUGGAACGAACACCGGCGGAACCGGCCAACCUACCAACACCAACACCCAGGCUACCACCGGCGCUGGUACUGCUACCAACACGCAAACUGGUGGAAACACCGGCACUACCGCCACUAAAACUGGAACCGGGACAAGUGGUGCAGCCACGAACAGCUCCAAUGCAGCCUCCUCAAAUGUUGAGUUCGGUGCCGCUGGUAUUGUUGGCGCUGCUCUUGUCGCUCUCCUUGCUUAG